Necator americanus (New World hookworm) is the source of this 252-nucleotide messenger RNA. RefSeq lists its product as uncharacterized. The record is from RefSeq and is a predicted model, not a curated record. The transcript is spliced from 2 exons. Bases 1 to 252 code for a protein of 83 amino acids. Lineage: Eukaryota; Metazoa; Nematoda; Chromadorea; Rhabditida; Ancylostomatidae.
AUGAGGAGUGAAAAUGAUAAUACAUUCAAAAUUGAAGGCCAACAUGAAACUGACAAUCUUGGGAUUCCUGAGGGAAAAUAUAGAUUAUUAUUACUAUUAUUAUUAUUAUUAUUAUUAUUAUUAUUAUUAUUAUUAUUAUUAUUAUUAUUAUUAUUAUUAUUAUUAUUAUUAUUGUUAUUAUUAUUAUUAUUAUUAUUAUUAUUAUUAUUAUUAUUAUCAUUACAAUCAUUACUGCUAUUAUUACCCUUAUAA